Lolium rigidum is the source of this 1056-nucleotide messenger RNA. RefSeq names its product agamous-like MADS-box protein AGL61. Gene Ontology annotation, biological process: positive regulation of transcription by RNA polymerase II. Gene Ontology annotation, molecular function: DNA-binding transcription factor activity, RNA polymerase II-specific; protein dimerization activity; RNA polymerase II cis-regulatory region sequence-specific DNA binding. The record is from RefSeq and is a predicted model, not a curated record. The coding region runs from base 1 to 1056 and encodes 351 amino acids. The transcript has a single exon. NCBI's taxonomy places the organism in Eukaryota, Viridiplantae, Streptophyta, Magnoliopsida, Poales, Poaceae.
AUGGCCAUGCCGCCUCGCCGCACGAGCAUUGGGAGGCAGCGGAUCGAGAUCCGCCCCAUCGAGAACCAUGAGGCGCGUCAGGUAAGCUUCUCCAAGCGCCGCAGGGGCCUCUUCAACAAGGCCAGCGAGCUCGCCAUCAUGUGCGGCGUCGAGCUGGCCGUCGUCGUCAUCUCCCCCGGCGGCAAGGCCUUCACCUUCGGCGACCCCUCCGUCCACGCCAUCCUCGAGCGCUUCGAUCUGGCCGGGGCGGCGCCGGCGGCCCGGGAAGGAGGAGGAGGCGCUGGUGGAACGGCGGUGGCGGAGCUCGAACGUCGGUUCGGGGAGCUGCGUGCGCUUCUGGAAACGGAGGAGGCCCGGAGGGAGAGCGCGGUGGCGGCCAUGGCGGCGAAACGCGCCGCCGCGAGCCCCGUGACGGCGUUGCUACAGGCUCACGUCCGCGACCUUGGGGAGGCUCAACUGAGGGUCUAUGAGGCGGCGCUGGAGGAAACGCAGCUCGCCGUCACGGCGCGCAAGAACCAGGUGCUCCAGGACACUUUCAACUACGACCGCGCCAUCGCGGCCAGGGCACGCCCCAUCAACAACAACCUGCAAGUUCAACGGACGCCUCCACAGACCCUCCCCAACAACCAAGUGCUGCCGACGGCGCAGCAGUUCGUCGCCAACAACCAGGUUCAGCCGACGCCGCAGCAGCUCCUCGGCAACAUCCAGGUGCAGCCGAUGCCGCCACAGUUCCUUGCCAACAACCAGGUGCAGCCGACGCCGCAGCAGCUCCUCGCCAACAACCAGGUGCAGCCGACGCCGGAGCACUUCCUCGCCAACAUCCAGGUGCAGCCGAUGCCGCAGCAAUCCCUCGCGAACAACAGUGUGCAGCAGUUCCAAGCCAACAACGACGGCGGGUUUGAUCAGUUUGGUGCAGGCAGCAGUAGUAGCGCCAACAAUGGCGAGAUGGAGAUGCAGAUGAUGAUGACGCCCCUGCCGGGGUUCGACGACGCCGACCUAGAGAUGAUGAUGAUGGACUGGAUGGAGCUGGGGCUCGGCUUCCCUGACCCUUGCUGA